Molecule: messenger RNA, 1686 nt
Organism: Dichomitus squalens LYAD-421 SS1
Lineage: Eukaryota; Fungi; Basidiomycota; Agaricomycetes; Polyporales; Polyporaceae
Product: phosphate transporter
Exons: 10
Coding region: 1-1686 (561 amino acids)
Biological process (GO): transmembrane transport
Cellular component (GO): membrane
Molecular function (GO): transmembrane transporter activity
Source: RefSeq, a predicted model, not a curated record
AUGGGGCGCCCGCACCGCAGUCGAAAGUCGGCAGACGCUGCCACCGUCCAUAGAUUGAACGAGAGCCGACGAGCCCUACUUCAUGAGAUAGACAACGCGAAGUUCUCUUGGUUCCACGUGAAAAUUGCGUUCGUCUCGGGCGCGGGCUUCUUCACAGAUGCCUACGACAUCUUCGCGAUCACUAUUGUGUCGAUCAUCUUGGGCUACCUCUACGGAUCUGUUGAUCCUGCUCCCGGUCCAAGUCUGGACUCCGCAUCACACCGUACUCUAAGCCCAACCAAACAAGAUCUUGGAAUCAAGAUCGCUACACCAGCUGGUGUUCUUGUAGGGCAACUGCUUUUUGGAUGGCUAGGAGAUGUACUUGGUCGUAAACGUAUAUAUGGCAUAGAACUCCUAGUUAUCAUGGUGGCAACCUUUGGUCAAGCACUGUGCGCACCUGCCAUGGCUAUCGACUUCUUGAACGUACUCAUAUUUUGGCGAUUUGUGAUGGGCAUCGGAAUAGGUGGCGACUAUCCUAUUAGUGCUGUCAUCUCUUCAGAGUUUUCCUCGGUACACAUCCGAGGUCGCGUCAUGGCCGCCGUUUUUGCCAACCAAGGCUGGGGACAGUUGUCUGCUACACUCUUUUCGUUUAUAAUUGUUGCCGCUUACAAACACUCAUUUCUGAACGACCCUCCUGCCGACGUCUUUCGAUCUCUUGAUCAAGUAUGGCGUCUCAUCGUCGGCCUCGGAUGCGUCCCUGCUGCCAUUGCAAUAUACUUCCGCUUGACAAUCCCGGAGACUCCUCGUUUCACUAUGGACAUCGAGCGGAACAUCCGCCAAGCUCGCAACGAUGUUGACGUUCUCCUUAGUCAAGACGAAACAUAUACGGUCGACCACGAUGCUAUCGAUCAGCGUGUACAAGCUCGCAAGGCUACAAGAAGCGACUUCACGACUUACUUCUCAAAGUGGGAAAAUCUGAAGGUUCUCAUCGGCACAUCGUAUUCCUGGUUUGCCCUGGACGUCGCAUUUUAUGGUCUCGGUCUGAACUCGUCCAUUAUACUCUCUGCGAUAGGCUUUGGGUCACAGAGCAACAGCAGCAUGCCGGGCGCGGAGAUCAUCUACAAUGCGCUUCGCAAUCUGACCUUGGGCAAUCUCAUCCUGUCUGUUGCAGGCUUGGUGCCGGGAUAUUGGGUAACGUUCCUGCUCAUCGACCGGUGGGGCCGGAAGCCAAUACAGUUCAUGGGAUUCAGCGUGCUCACUAUUCUAUUCCUGGUGAUGGGGUUGGCGUACGACAAACUAAAAUCCUCAUCUGGCGGGAAGAUCGCGUUCGUCGUGUUAUACUGCCUAGCGAACUUCUUCGAGAACUUUGGCCCGAACACGACAACGUUCAUCGUUCCCGGAGAGGUGUUCCCCACGCGCUACCGCGCGACUGCGCACGGUAUCUCUGCAGCCAGCGGGAAGUUCGGUGCCGUUAUCGCUCAAGUAGCGUUCCAGUGGUUGAAGGACGUUGGAGGACCAACGGGAUCGAACAAGUUCCUUGGCCACAUCCUCGAGAUCUUCGCCUUCUUCAUGUUGACCGGCAUCCUCUCAACGAUGCUCAUACCCGAGACGAAACAGCAAACGCUGGAGGUGCUCUCGAAUGAGAGUCAGGACGAGUUUAUUCAAGGUUUGCGUCUCACAAAUGUCUCAAUUCCUUUGCUUGUCUGA